CGGCCAGUUCCCAGCCUGAUGCUGGCAACUGAGCUGGGGUCUGGGCAGAGACUGGAGGCCUGAUUUGGGAGGUGCCCACUCCUUAGCUGGGGGUCAGCCUGUGAAAUGAGGAAGGGCCAAGUUGGGGACCCUCCCCAUGGGGGACUGGGAUGGCUGGAAUGAGGGGCAUCACCAGGGUCCUGGCAUGGCUCAGGCAGGGCCGGUAGCGAAGGCUCAAGGCGCCGGUGCUGACCUCACAGUCCUCUGCGGCCUCGCCUUGGUGCGCAGUGGGUGCUGCUGCCUAAUUAGGUUCUGCUGUGCCAGCCCGAGCCCCACGCCCGGCCCCGCUCCGGCAGACGUGUCCGGGCACAGCUCCUGGGCUCCCGCCGCGGCAGGAAGCGCAGGCCUGCUUGGAUCCCCGGCAGCAGCCGGCACGGCGGCUAGAGCAGUGCCUGCCUUUUGGGCUGUGUGGCCAAGGGGCCGUGGGGAUCCAGUCGCCCCGGAGAAGCUACCUGCAGAUGGCCAGCCUCAGCUAGUAAUCCAGGCCAGCUCCACCUCUCACCUGCUGCCCCACCUCCGAGAGCCAAGGUCCCUCUGCGAUGGCACCCUCGCCCGAGGACCCGGGCCCUGAUCUGGAGAGCAGACGGUCUUUCCUGAGCACCAACAUCGUGCCCGUGGUGGAGCGAUGUAUGAGUGCCAUGCAGGCGGGGACGCAGAUGGUGAAGCUCCGGGGCAGCUCCAAGGGCCUCGUCCGCUUCUACUUCCUGGAUGAGCAUCGCUCCUGCAUCCGCUGGCGGCCCUCACGCAAGAAUGAGAAGGCCAAGAUCUCCAUCGACUCCAUCCAGGAGGUAAGCGAGGGGCGGCAGUCGGAGAUCUUCCAGCGCUACCCUGACGGCAGCUUCGACCCCAACUGCUGCUUCAGCAUCUACCAUGGCAGCCACCGGGAGUCGCUGGACCUGGUCUCACCCAGCGGCGACGAGGCGCGCACCUGGGUCACCGGCCUGCGCUACCUCAUGGCCGGCAUCAGCGACGAGGACAGCCUGGCCCGCCGCCAGCGCACCCGGGACCAGUGGCUGAAGCAGACAUUCGACGAGGCCGACAAGAAUGGGGAUGGCAGCCUGAGCAUUGGCGAGGUUCUGCAGCUGCUUCACAAGCUGAACGUGAACCUGCCCCGGCAGAGGGUGAAGCAGAUGUUCAAGGAGGCGGACACGGAUGACCACCAGGGGACACUAGGCUUUGAGGAGUUCUGUGCCUUCUACAAGAUGAUGUCCACACGCCGGGACCUCUACCUGCUCAUGCUCACCUACAGCAACCACAAGGACCACCUGGACGCCACUGACCUGCUGCGCUUCCUGGAGGUGGAGCAGAAGAUGACGGGCGUGACCCUUGAGAGCUGUCGCGACAUCAUUGAGCAGUUUGAACCCUGCCCAGAGAACAAGAGUAAAGGGGCAAUGGGCAUUGACGGCUUCACCAACUACACGCGGAGCCCCGCCGGCGACAUCUUCAACCCAGAGCACCGCCUCGUGCACCAGGAUAUGACGCAGCCACUGAGCCACUAUUUCAUCACCUCGUCUCACAACACCUACCUCGCAGGCGACCAGCUUACGUCCCAGUCGAGGGCAGACAUGUACGCCCGGGUCCUGCAGGCUGGCUGCCGCUGUGUGGAGGUGGACUGCUGGGACGGGCCUGAUGGGGAGCCCAUCGUGCACCACGGCUACACGCUGACCUCCAAGAUCCUCUUCAAAGACGUCAUUGAAACCAUCAACAAGUACGCCUUCAUCAAGAAUGAGUACCCAGUGAUCCUGUCCAUCGAGAACCACUGCAGCGUCAUCCAGCAGAAGAAGAUGGCCCAGUAUCUGAUCGACAUUCUUGGGGACAAGCUGGACCUGUCAUCAGUGAGCAGCGAGGAUGCCACCACGCUGCCCUCUCCCCAGGUGCUCAAGGGCAAGAUCCUGGUGAAGGGCAAGAAGCUCCCAGCCAACAUCAGUGAGGAUGCUGAGGAGGGCGAGGUGUCUGAUGAGGACAGCGCAGACGAGAUCGAUGAAGACUGCAAGCUCCUCAACGGGGAUGCCUCCACCAACCGGAAACGUGUGGAAAACAUUGCCAAGAGGAAACUGGAUUCCCUAAUGAAAGAGUCCAAGAUUCGGGACUGUGAGGACCCCAGCGACUUCACCGUGUCCACGCUGCCCCCACCUGGCAAACUUGGGCCCAAGGCAGAGGCCAAAAAGUUCGAGGAGGACGUGGAGAUCGGGGAGGAGGCCGGAACCAGCCGUCGGAAUAGCCGGCUCCUCGUGGGCAGCUUCUCCAAGCGCAAGAAAAAGAGCAGCAAGCUGAAGAAGGCAGCCAGUGUGGAGGAGGGGGACGAGGACCUGGACUCCCAAGGCAGCCAGAGCAGGGGGGCCGCUAGGCAGAAGAAGACUAUGAAGCUGUCUCGGGCCCUCUCAGACCUGGUCAAGUACACCAAGUCUGUGGGCACCCACGACGUGGAGACGGAGGUGGCGUCCAGCUGGCAGGUGUCCUCCUUCAGCGAGACCAAGGCUCAGCAGAUCUUGCAGCAGAAGCCGGCGCAGUACUUACGCUUCAACCAGCACCAGCUCUCGCGCAUCUACCCCUCCUCCUACCGCGUGGACUCCAGCAACUACAACCCGCAGCCCUUCUGGAACGCCGGCUGCCAGAUGGUCGCCCUGAACUACCAGUCGGAGGGGCGGAUGCUGCAGCUGAACCGGGCCAAGUUCAGCGCCAACGGCAGCUGUGGCUACGUGCUCAAGCCUCAGUGCAUGUGCCAGGGCAUCUUCAACCCUAACUCUGAGGACCCCCUGCCGGGGCAGCUCAAGAAGCAGCUGGUGCUGCGGAUCAUCAGUGGUCAGCAGCUGCCCAAGCCGCGGGACUCGAUGCUGGGGGACCGAGGGGAGAUCAUCGACCCCUUCGUGGAGGUGGAGGUCAUCGGGCUCCCGGUGGACUGCAACAAGGAGCAGACCCGGGUGGUGGAUGACAAUGGAUUCAACCCCAUGUGGGAGGAGACCCUGGUGUUCACGGUACACAUGCCUGAGAUAGCGCUAGUACGCUUCCUCGUCUGGGACCACGACCCCAUUGGGCGUGACUUCAUCGGCCAAAGGACGCUGGCCUUCAGCAGCAUGAUGCCAGGCUAUCGGCACGUGUACCUGGAGGGGAUGGAAGAAGCCUCUAUCUUUGUCCAUGUGGCCGUCAGUGACAUCAGUGGUAAGGUCAAGCAGGCUCUGGGCCUAAAAGGCCUGUUCCUCCGAGGCCCAAAACCCGGCUCCCUGGACAGUCAUGCUGCUGGGCGGCCCCUGCCCCGGCCCUCCGUUAGCCAGCGGCUCCUGCGGCGCACGGCCAGCGCCCCGACCAAGAGUCAGAAGCCAGGCCGCAAGGCCUUCCCAGAGCUGGUCCUGGGCCUGCAGGACACGGGCUCCGAGGGGGAGGCUGGCGAUGCAGCACCCUCCAGCCCUGGCCCCACCCCGGAGGCCCCAACCCGGGAGGAGCCAGGCAGCCGCAGCCCCCGAGGUAAGGCGCCAGUGGAGAGGAGUCCAGAGCAGGAGCAGCCCCCGCGGGCGCCUGUGGGCCCCGGGCCUGCUGGGAUGGCUGCCACCUGCAUGAAGUGUGUGGUGGGCUCCUGUGCCGGCGAGGAUGCUGAGGGCCUGCACAGGGGGCGGCUGCCCAGCCCGGGGCCCGAGGGUGAGCACUCGGCCAUCAGCCAGCAGCCCUGUGCCUGGGAGGACUCGUUGGGGGCCCCCCACGCUGCCCCUGGGAGAAGCAGAGGGGCCCCCAAGGGCUCCAGGGCCCGGCAUCCCGGGCCGGGCGGCAGCGGCUCCGUGUCCUCGGACUCCAGCAGCCCGGGCAGCCCCGAGGGGGCCACCCGCUGGCCCGAGGGUACCCACAGGCAGGCAGGGGCCCUGCAGAGGGAGAUGAACGCCCUGUUCAUUCAAAAGCUGGAGGAGAUUAGAAGUAAAUCCCCCGUGUUCUCCACCGGUAAGACCAGACGCUCCUCGGCAGUGUCCCCGUGCUGGUCCCGCCCCAUCCCGCAUGGCCUGGCCGGCAUCCCGCUGCGCUUUCGUGUCCAGAACUGUGGCCUUCGUGUGCUCUCUGUGCUCCAUCAGCUGGUCCUGCAGGUCCCGCUGCCCCCAGCUCCCUGUGUGCCCACGACGUGCCCCGUGGGCCUGACACCUCUGAGGCUGGGAAGGGACCCCAGGGUGGGGACUGGGGCGUCUGAGCUGUGCCCUGCUUGUCAAGACCCAAGAGUGGCCUCUGGAGACUAGCUCCAGUGCCAGGGCCAGCCUCCCUCCUUGGCCUGACUGCCAGGACCUGGGGGCAGUUUCCAGGCCUUCCUCCCGCCUCUCCCCAGCCCUGGCCUGCACUGCAGUCCUCUGGGAAGACUGGCCUGGGCUCCUGGAAGGGGCUCAGAGCCUUGACACCAGGGCUUCAGCUUGCAAAGUAUGAGGGGAGCAGAUUGCAGGUGACCCUCAGUCCCAGGGACGGGAACACACGUGUGAGCAGCUCUGCUUUGGACCCUCCCCUUGCCUCUGCCCUCAGGGGUGGUCAUGACAGACCUGUUCGUGGCCCCUGCUCACAGGGAGUGGACCCUGGUCACAGGGAGCGGACCCAACCUGGGGAGGGUGUGCUUGAAGCUGAGCCUCCCUCUUGCACGUGCCCAGCCUCCCCUCCUGUGUCCAUGGCCAGCCCCACACCUGCUGACCGCCCUGUUCUCCUUUCUGUCCCCACGCUGCCUCCCUAGUUAGGAACUGAGAGCAGCCGAGUG
This is a messenger RNA of Bubalus bubalis (water buffalo), 4753 nucleotides long. RefSeq names its product phospholipase C eta 2 (gene PLCH2). Gene Ontology annotation, molecular function: calcium ion binding; phosphatidylinositol-4,5-bisphosphate phospholipase C activity. Gene Ontology annotation, biological process: phosphatidylinositol-mediated signaling; lipid metabolic process. The transcript is spliced from 22 exons. NCBI's taxonomy places the organism in Eukaryota, Metazoa, Chordata, Mammalia, Artiodactyla, Bovidae. The record is from RefSeq and is a predicted model, not a curated record. Bases 579 to 4253 code for a protein of 1224 amino acids.